This is a messenger RNA of Clonostachys rhizophaga, 1953 nucleotides long. The record is from the annotation of a GenBank genome assembly. NCBI's taxonomy places the organism in Eukaryota, Fungi, Ascomycota, Sordariomycetes, Hypocreales, Bionectriaceae.
AUGCCCCCCAGUGUCUAUACUGCCCUCUCGAAGUUGGUGAAGCCGCUCCUAGCUGGCGGGCUGCUUCGUCUUAGCUUGGUUACCCUUGCUGGUGCCUGGAUCGAGCUCGACUACAUUGAUGUCUUCCAACACCUGGCUCAGACAGAAGUCCUGCUUGCCUUGCUCCCUCAUUUUGUGCUCUCUGGAGACCAAUCAACCUUCUAUAAACACGAGAUUGCAGCCCAUCAUCCCCGCCUACUGUCUAUAAUCCAUGAAGCAGAGGUCCCCAUCUUUAACCCAACCCCCUCAUCAGCAAAUAAUUCGGCCAACUCGCUGGUCCCAGACAAGGGAUUUCUCGAGGAUCUGAUAUCCAGCUUUGGCCUUUUUGAUAAAUUUUCCAAUGCCUUCUUGGAGAGUCUAUCGGACCUCUCCUAUGAGCUUCACCCUAAUACGACCGGGCUUGAGGAGAAUCCUUUCAAUAUGAGCUUCCUCCUUAAUGACCCAGACAGCCCUAAUAAGUGGACUUACAAAGAUUUCAGUGGUAAGGUUGGUGACUCUGGGCGUGUAAGCAAUAUAUCCCGGCAUUUUCUAGCAAUGGAGUUUCAAUUUGGAGAUUUCUAUAACCACAUAUGCCCGCCAAUCUACCGCCGACUCGCACGCGUCCACUACUUGCACGAGAAACAGUACGAGAAACCUCGUGUAAAUGAUUCGGAUGCUCCUCGGCUCUUAUGUCUUAAGAAGCUGGCUGGAGACGCUCGGCCCGAGCAGACGUGGACCCCGCCUUUUGGUUGUCAUAAAGGAGCAUUUGAGUAUAGUGAGGAGAAACAGGAUACAGCCUUCAUCUUUGAGAACGAUGAAGUAGAAAAGUAUAGCAAGGAAAAACUCCGACUGACGUCCUGCGAUCCUAGCUUGCGGCCAAGUUCUCAUUUCCUUUCAGCUCAGCGGCAUAAUAUGACAGCCGAGGAUCUCACUAGAGUUGUCCUCGGAGCUACCAUGAAACCCGUCUUGAUUCUAGACGACGAGGGAGAGGAUGAGAUUGGGGCUAAUUCCAAACCAUUAGCAGACUGGAACACCACAUAUUCUGUUAGCUCCAUGCAAAGGCCAAAUCCUCUGUCCUUCUUCAUUAAGCCCUAUUUACUUUAUCUCCGUCACAUCGAGAAACUGCCGCCAAUUAUGCAACGCCGAAUUCGUCUUCUUGAGCGCCAUCUACCCAGGUUUCAGCGUAUCACCGAUGAUAUUAGCCCAAUCAUUCUUGCCAGUGGCGACAAGAGACACACAGCCUUGCUUCAAGAGGUAGAAUGCAUGAUGCUGCUGUUCCACCGCAUUCUCCGUUUCUUGAUCGACAUCGCGACACCACGCCUAGAAAGCAUGAUUAUACGAGUAAGGGAUGGGUUGCGGCUGGUAAUGUUUAUCCAGGCCAGGCAGAACGACUUGUUGGGUAGCCUCGGUUCUCUCCUGGGAGAGUCUCACGAGGCUUGGCUAACGACGCCGUCAGAGCAGGCUCGACGGCACCAGCAGCGGUCGCCCUUGCCGCACGGUAACCAGGAGAGUCAUUCCGUUUCCUUGUUCCGUCAAAUUUGGGACACUGCAUUCUAUCCUUGGGGUCUGCGUGUCUAUCCCGAUCUACUUGACAUCGCAGCUGAUCUCAAAGAACACUACACUCUAGUCACUUGGCUGGAACUGGAGCUGCAGAAGCUACUGGGAAUCAAAGAACAAGAAUACAAUGAAGCUGAUUUCGCCGCCCGUCCACAAGACUGGCCUCUUAACUCACGCUGGGCAAUGGAGUCCGACGAGGGGGAAAUGGGCGUCACCGUUGAUGACAAGGCGAACCACGGCCAUAACUUCUCUCCUCUAUUCAGGGGUGGCAGAUGCGACUGGAUUAUUACAGGGGAUAACAAACCAGAGUGGCCUCGCGGUGUCUGGGGAUAUUUAGAACGCAUCAUCUCCAAGCUGGGAGCCGGAUGGUUGUUGUGA